Messenger RNA from Lethenteron reissneri (Far Eastern brook lamprey), 1581 nucleotides. RefSeq names its product oxidoreductase-like domain-containing protein 1. The record is from RefSeq and is a predicted model, not a curated record. NCBI's taxonomy places the organism in Eukaryota, Metazoa, Chordata, Hyperoartia, Petromyzontiformes, Petromyzontidae. Gene Ontology annotation, cellular component: mitochondrion.
GUGUUGUUGUGAAUUUGGAUGUGCCGAACCCCGGGGCUCUUGACCCUCUCUGCUUCGGAGUGGGGGUCCUCGUCCCGUCCCCCCCGCCGGCCUCACGCGUCUCCUCCCCGCGGCGUUUCUCUCCCAUGGCGGCCGCCGCGGGGCUUCUGGCUGCCGCGUGGACGCGGGGUCUGCGUCGGACGGCCGUGACCUGGCGGACGGGUGAGAUGGUGAGCUGCCGGCGAAGUGUCGGUGGACCUGCGGCAGGGUCUUCCGGAUCAGCGUCUGGGUCAAAACCACGGUCUGGAUCAGAUUCCGAGUCUUGCUCAGAAUUUGCUUCCGAUCCUGCGCCAGGCUCUAGUUCAGGACCCGAGCCGUCGUCGGGAUCUGGUGCUCAACCGGAGCCAGAUCCAGAAUUUCUUUCGGGAUCAGGAUGUGACUCCGAAUGUGGUUCCGGAUCGGGACCUCGCUCAAGGUCAGGAUCUGGGUACGACUUGGACCCGGGUCCCGCGUCCCACGCGCUCCGGGCAUCGCCGCCGUCGCCGCCUCCGCCGCCGCCGCUUUCGCCGCCCAUCCCCGAGCCGCCCGUGGGGUUGUGUUGCAUGAGCGGCUGCCCAAACUGCGUCUGGCUGAGUUACGCCGAGGAGCUGCUGGCGCGCUACGGCGAUGGUGACGGCGCGCGGGCGGCGCUGGACGCCGUGAGCACCCACGUCAGCGACCCCUCGCUGCGCGCCUUCCUUGAAAUGGAGCUGCGCACCCUGCUAGAGCGACGAUGAUUACCGGGGGGGCGUAGACGCCGCCCCCCCUCCUCCUCCUCCAGACAGCCAGGGCCCCAUCUCUGACAAAAACGGUGGAACAAUGGCUCAAAAAAUCGUGGCGCUGCUUUGGUUUUGCAUAGCGCUGCAGGCGAGAUGACACUCCUGUUGGCUUGUUAGAGGUGGGCUAAUUACAGACGAGGUGACACUCGUUGUUUUGCUAGGGGUAGGGCUACAGGCAAUAUGACACUACUGUUGACUCGGGUUAGGGGUUGGGCUACAGGCAUGAUGACACUCGGUUAGGGCUACAAGCAAGGUGACGCUCAUAUUGGCUUGCUAGGGUUAGGGGUAAGAUUACACUGCUACUGGCGUGGCCCUCAUCCAGCAGCGGAUUGACAAAGGAGUUGUGCAUGUGCAUUUGUCCAUCCUGAGCUGUGGAAUUUCCUUGAUAUGAAGGAAACGCAUGCAGUCUGGAUGGGAUUGGCCCACUGAGAUGAAUUGUGAAUAAUCCGCGUGAGCUUUGACCUAUGAGAAAUGAAAUUGAUGGGAAUAAAUUGCUUAAUUUGCCGUGGCGUGAGUAUUGUGAAGCGAACGCGCAAAAAAAUUGUACGAGACGUCAGGUUUUGUGUUGCUGUAAUACCACGCGCAUUAAUGAACGCCGCUCUUUGCAUUUGCCGCGCAGAAUUGCUGUGACAGCUCGCACACCGUGACACAGCCCAGGUGCGUGGGCUGCGUGGAGAAUCAGAACUAAUAAGGGGCCCAGCUAAUGAACGUGUUGAUCGUAAAUUACAGAACAAAUCUGCACACACGCGGGCGUGUGGCCGGUCUGUACGCAAGGCUCGGGGGG